Messenger RNA from Oreochromis niloticus (Nile tilapia), 3363 nucleotides. RefSeq lists its product as uncharacterized. Gene Ontology annotation, molecular function: protein binding. Bases 258 to 2711 code for a protein of 817 amino acids. NCBI's taxonomy places the organism in Eukaryota, Metazoa, Chordata, Actinopteri, Cichliformes, Cichlidae. The transcript is spliced from 13 exons. The record is from RefSeq and is a predicted model, not a curated record.
UCAAUGCGAAAAGCAAAGGUCAAAGGCGAUUAAUGAUGUAUGAGGUACCAAUGUCAGGUGACGGGGACUCUGUGCCAAAGGCGUCGGCUGCUCAGGUGUCACUGGCUUUGUGAAGAGAGCAGAGAACAGGAGAUCAGCAGCUGUGGACAUAUCACAUCACCAGGUGCAAACACAUAUUCAGCUUCAUACCUGGACAAGACAACAGGUGGAAGAAAACCUUUGACGGUAUAUAUUCAAAAACACGUGUUGCUGCGAGAAUGGAGUCGUAUCAGAAGGAGUCGAUGAGAAGAAUCAGACGGAACAGCAAGACUCUCCUUCAGGAUCUCUUUUACAGAGGAGUUCACGGAGGAGACAGAGACACUCCUAUCCCAGCUCAGCCUAGAGAUGCUAAAAUGAUCCAUUCCAUUGCCAGUCUGAUCAGAGCAAAAAGCAAGCUUCUCCUCCUUGAGAAUCCAGACACUGUGGAGAUCUACAAGCUGAAUGAGCCUGGAGCCCAUUCUACCAGACCUGGAAAAGGUGAUGUUUAUCUCCCAGCCAUCACAGCUAAGGCUUCAAGUCUGAACUCAAUCAGAGGCAGUCUGAGUCAGUCGUGCCCUUACCUAUAUGACAAACGAAGAGGAUCCUUCUCCUCAGUGGCUUCUCAGAAAACAGGAGGUCGCACUGCAAAACAGAGCAGCCUUAAGGUACAAAAAGAGGCAAAGAAAUCCAAUGUCACUGUGACAAUGACCUACCUUGGACAAAGACAUCGGAAUUUGGGGCUCGGGUCAACUCAGGAUGAACUGAAAGUACUCCAGCAAGUCAAUGGAGGAGAGAAUAUUUGUGUCUUCAAAGGCCUCGUAACUCCAGGCGAGCAGUUCCAGUUUUUGUCUCAGAGACAUAGAGGUUACCCAUUCAGUGCUUCUUUCUAUGUCAAUGGCAUCAUGGUUACCAGGAUCAGUUCCUGCUGUGAGUACCGCUACACUCCUGGCUUCCAGCAGGGGAGGAAGAGCUGCUUCAGAUUGACUUGGCUGGCUGGUGGGAUACCCUGCUACAGAUGCACAAGUCUCCGAACCAAAUACAGCUCCAGCCAGCAGCUGAACAACAGUACAAAGGAGAACUUAAAUCUUUCUCUAGAGCAGAGCACUGGCAAUGCAGGCGUCAUCGAGUCAUGUCCAUCAUCCCCUCUAUUUAUCCCAGCCAAACCUGUGAAGAAAUCAGUGAGGAGGACAACAAAACACACCAAGGAGGGCAGCAGAGGAUCAACAGACAGCGAAGACCUCCCUGUAGCGGGAAUUAAAGAGACCUCCAAAAAGAAACGACGCAAGGGUCAAACUAAUCAGAAGGAGAGCAAAGGCAAGACAGCUGAAAAUGACAGAGGGGAAGGGAGACAAGACGGCAAGAGCUCAACGAGGUCAACAAUCAUGGAAAAAUUUGAAGACAAGGCAUCGUCUGCCAGACAAGAGCAGGACAGAGCAACCGGCCCUGUCACAAUCCUGCAUACGGGGCAGCCACCAUUGAACACGACAAGCAAAUUUCCCGAUUCAUUGCAGGAUGAGGAAGCUCUGACUAAGCAGAACAGAGAGAAACAGAAGGGCCUUGGAUCAAAUAGGAAAAACAGAGAUGGGGAAAAGCUGAAGGACUUCUAUGAAGAAUGUGUGGAAAUGAGUGCUGCGUUGAAGCAAGGCCCAAGCAAACAUCACUGGUUCAAGGCAAACAUCCUGGAGAGGUGCCGGCUCCAGAAGAGGCUGUCAUCGGGCCCCAAAGCUCAACGCUCAGAUGUGGAGCUCAGUGCAGAAAGUGACACCAUUCUGCAGCAUGAUGGAAAGCCAGAGGAAGAAGAGGACAAGGCUAAUCAGAGCGCUGGCACGGAAGAGUCCGUUAGAGAGCAAGACCUGCAGGCACAGCUUCAUGCCAUGAUGACAGUGCUGAGCAUGUCUGAUGAGGUGGAGCAGCUAGUUCUGAGGAACACGGACCUCACAGAUGACCUUCUGCUGAGCCUGGCGGGGGCACUAAAAAGCAGCCUGUCUGAAGUCACACUACUCAAUCUCAACCUCAACCUCAUUGGCCCCUACGGUGCUCACAUUCUGCUGGACGUUCUGAGAGUGAAGCCCCAGGUCAAAGGCCUGCACUUGUUUGGGAACAAACUGCGUGACCAUGGAGUGCUGACCCUGUUGAACGGAAUAGCUGAGCUGCAGGAACAAACAGCAAGAGCAGCUGCUGCUAUCCAACAGGCUAUGCUUUUCCCAUCAGAACACAAUAUGCUACCUCAGCUGCCCUCUGGAUGGAGCUCUUUCAGGCUUUUUACACUUUUAGAGCUGGAUAUUGGAGGAAAUGGUUUGAGCAGUGAUGGGGUGAAAGUGUUAGCAUCAUAUAUGAGAUCCCAUUCCUAUCUUCAGUAUUUAGGGCUAGCACAGACCAGCGGUGCCGAUCUGGCAGCGUGGAAGGAACUUUUUGACAGCUUAAAAGGAAACAGCUCACUGACUCAGAUCAUCCUAGACGAAAAUAACUUGGGUGACCCCGGGGUCAGGCUGCUGGCUGACAUGCUGAAAGAGAACAUGAGUUUGCGGCAGGUGGAUUUAGACAAGAACUGCAUCAGCGAUGUGGGAGGAAAUGACAUCAUGGGGGCUUUGCUUUGCAGGACACAGUUUCCACUGAGGCAUCUGAGCCUCCAGGAGAACAACAUCAGUGCAGGACUAAUGAGCAGGAUACAGGAGGAGUGUUACCCCUCGUGACUCCACACCUACUUCGCUCAAAUCGACUCCAGCAAGACUCCAGGCUCGUUGAUCCAUCUGUCAUUCUAUUGAAUAAUUUCCUGCCUUCUGACAAAAAAGAAACCACAGUGAUUCAUUCCACCCACAGUAUUUACAAGUGGAUGACUUACCCACGACAUUUUCCCCCAGAGCAUUGCAGUAGCUCUUCUCCACUUCUACAAAUCAAAAGAGUUAUGGACAGUCAACUAUGCCACAUCAACUACCCCUAUUUUGUUGUCCUUGCAUCUUCAUGCGCUAGACAGCACUUCUAUUCAUAAUCCAAGAAGCAAAACUAGGCCACACUCAUCUGGAUUUCAGGGCCGUCAUCUCAUUGUUCUACCAACAUAGACAUUCUGAGAAUAACUGUACCUGUGAUCAAAGCUUGUCAAAGUGGUAAUUAUCUCCUCCUCUCAAGGCUGCCAGUAGUGAUUCUGUUGAAAAUAACCCGUCCAUAUUUCAUCUGCAGUCUCUGCGAAUUCCUUUCUGCGGAACCCCGAUAAAGGCGCUCCUCGAAUCCCCAAGCGGAUGACAGAUAAAUGAGACUGGUGUUCCUGAAGAUUACAUCUGCAGACGUUAUCUGGCGUUGCCGUCGCACACUGAAUAAGCUUCUUUUUGUGGUGUUUGUACAUUUAGA